Molecule: messenger RNA, 333 nt
Organism: Colletotrichum destructivum
Lineage: Eukaryota; Fungi; Ascomycota; Sordariomycetes; Glomerellales; Glomerellaceae
Exons: 1
Coding region: 1-333 (110 amino acids)
Source: RefSeq, a predicted model, not a curated record
AUGUUCAAGACCCAGGUCUGCUCUAAGGCUGAUGUUGAGUGGACGCCUGAGCUGCUUGAUGACAUUGUCGCGCGCAGCGCCUAUCAGCAGGAGGGCUUGGUUGACAACGGAGAUCUGAUUAUGACGCAAAUCGACGAUCCACAAGAGCUCAGGGCGAGGAAUCAACUUUGGCAGCAAAAGGCCAACGCUGGGUCCGCCAGGAAAGACUGGGCUGCCAGUGGCCUUGCCCCUGAGGAACUUAUUACUACACUUGUUAAGGCACUGAACUGCAAGUCUUACAAGAUAGCGUCCCCCUACCUAGUAAUGCAUUGCUGGUGCUGGAGCCUCCUUUGA